This is a messenger RNA of Megalops cyprinoides (Indo-Pacific tarpon), 1549 nucleotides long. It is a transcript of the gene rab27b, whose product is annotated as RAB27B, member RAS oncogene family. The transcript has 7 exons. Gene Ontology annotation, cellular component: melanosome; secretory granule. The record is from RefSeq and is a predicted model, not a curated record. Bases 124 to 798 code for a protein of 224 amino acids. Gene Ontology annotation, molecular function: GTPase activity; GTP binding. Gene Ontology annotation, biological process: positive regulation of exocytosis; melanosome transport. Lineage: Eukaryota; Metazoa; Chordata; Actinopteri; Elopiformes; Megalopidae.
GAAGGAAGCAACAUGCAGAUCGAACGGGUAGUAUGAGGCUUUGAAGAUGAGAAUGCUCCAGCGCUGGGGAGAAAUGGGCUAGGCAGACACCUGCAAGCAAGAUUUGAGCCUCAUUUUAUUGUUAUGUUCUGCGCAGUCAGCACUAUGACUGAUGGUGACUAUGAUUAUCUCAUCAAGCUCCUAGCUCUGGGGGACUCCGGAGUGGGGAAGACCACCUUUCUGUACAGGUACACCGACAACAAGUUCAACCCCAAGUUCAUCACCACAGUGGGAAUAGACUUCAGGGAAAAGAGAGUGGUAUACACGGCGACCAACUCCAAUGGGACCACAGGGAAGACGUUCAAAGUGCACCUUCAGCUCUGGGACACAGCCGGACAGGAAAGAUUCAGGAGCUUGACGACAGCCUUCUUCAGAGAUGCCAUGGGCUUCCUGCUCAUGUUUGAUCUCACCAGUCAGCAAAGCUUUCUGAAUGUCAGGAACUGGAUGAGCCAGCUCCAGGCCAAUGCGUACUGUGAAAAUCCAGACAUAGUAUUAGUUGGUAAUAAGGCAGACCUUGCUGAUCAGAGAGAAGUCCAAGAGAAGCAGGCAAAGGAACUUGCGGACAAGUACGGCAUCCCUUACUUUGAGACGAGCGCAGCCACAGGCUCAGAGGUGGACAAGGCCGUGAUCACUCUCCUGGACCUGGUGAUGAAGCGCAUGGAGCAGUGCGUGGACAAGCCCGCCCAGGAGGCCCCCAACGGGGAAGGCACCAGCAAACUGGAGGCCGCUCCACCCAACGAGAAAAAGUGUGCAUGCUAGACUGACCGUGCCCCCACCCCUCUCGCCUCGCCUUCCCCACCCACACUCCCUCCCGCCCCCCCACGCUGGUACGGCAGGGCCUCCUUCUCCGCGGACAGACACAUACAGAGAUACAAUGCAGUCAGAGGUUAUACCAUGGAGGCGUGGCCUACCAGUUCUGGCCCGUCUCAUUGGUGCCCUUGGACGGUCACUAUAUUUCAGAACAUUUAUGAAGCUCAUUGACCUGCCUUGCCUGCCAAGCUAAAACCCCCCUUGCUCCCAUCCAAUGCCUGUUUAUCCACAUCAGUUUACCAAUUGUUCAAAUGUCCCCUCUGUGAUAUGAAAACAAAGCCUUAUUAUUGAACGUGAAAUAGGUCUCAGUUUUAGCAAGGGUACGAGUAACUCGGUGGUAGUUAUUCCAAGCGGAUGGCCUGGUUCUGUCACACAUUGAGUGGAAGUUCAAAGCACGGUGCUGGUCCUCCUGGACUCUGCUGUGCACCACUUCCUGUUCUCGUCAUGACAUCUCGUUCAUGACACCACCCUGGCAGAUGCUGGUUUUCAAAGGCCACAUUAACAACUCCUGUAGUUUGGAAUUGCCCUACUAGGAUUGAUGUUCAUAUCCCUUUCACUUUCAUAAGCAACAGAUAUUAUAAAGUACUACCUGUUACACAAGAAUACGUUACAGUAUAUCAACAAUUAUGACCUAGAUGGUUUUAUUUUUGGUGCCUGUUUUUUCAUAUACGUCCCAGUGGAGCUUGAUAUGGCUUGGAUU